Messenger RNA from Penicillium bovifimosum, 2541 nucleotides. RefSeq names its product protein arginine N-methyltransferase. Gene Ontology annotation, cellular component: nucleus; cytosol. The record is from RefSeq and is a predicted model, not a curated record. Bases 1 to 2541 code for a protein of 846 amino acids. Gene Ontology annotation, biological process: regulation of DNA-templated transcription; peptidyl-arginine N-methylation. NCBI's taxonomy places the organism in Eukaryota, Fungi, Ascomycota, Eurotiomycetes, Eurotiales, Aspergillaceae. The transcript has 4 exons.
AUGGAGAGCUACAGUCCUUCAGAGGAUCCAGGGCCAGCGUUCUGCGUUGGCCACCAUGAGCAUAAUCGGCUGAUUACUGUGACCCCUCGAGUCAUUCAAAAUGUGCACGAGAGCAAUUACGACAUGAUGACUGUCCCAAUCACGACGUCGCAUUUCCAUUCCCGUGUCCUCCGCCUGUUGUCCAGUUAUUUGGCCGACUUGCAGUCCCCGACCCAUGAUGAUCAUAUCGGGACCAUGGCCACUACUUCCAACACUCGGCCUCUUGUGGUCCCGUCACUUUCCACGGCAGACUCAUACCUGACUCCGAAUGAUGCAACCAGUCAGUUGGUGGGAGUGACUAGCACAUGGAUUGAUCUGUGUUCGCCCGAUCCAUUAAUUGCGGACUUGUCUCGCCAAGUUCUGAUGUUGGAGGUUGCAUACGCUGCGUUUUGCGGAAUUGGAUAUCUCUUGAUCCCUGGCCCGAAGCUGCAUCAUGGUUCUUUGCAUUCCGAGGGCGUGAUCUAUUAUGCCCGCGCGGUUCAAGAUGCUCUCAAUCUCGGCCCAUAUAUUCAAUUUCACAUUUGGCUGCAAAUGGUAGACAACCCAGCAGCCGAGGUCGAUACAAUUGGUGACCUGGCACCGCUUGCCCGAGCAGAAUACACACAUUCGAAUGAGGGAGCUUCCGCCAGCAUUGAUCCGUUUGGCACCUGGGAAGCUUGGGAUUCCAUCAGAAAAACUUGCAAAUAUCACACAAGGCUGUUUGUCGCUCUCACUUUGCCAAAGCAAUUGCCAUCGCUCUUUGUGCAAUCUCGAUGGCACUCAGAACCGGUGCAUCUACUCACGAUCGAGGGGUCUGCAUUCCUGAAGAAUCAAAAGGGAUACCCGGUAUUGUCCAAGUCGCACCAAGGAUUUAUCGCGAAGAUGAUGCGUCUGCGAACCGCGCCGUGGAUUCUUCUUUGUGGCGUUGGUCCUAUACCUGGACUUGAAAAUACCGGAGAUCCUGAUACCAACCAGGCUUCACUAUCUGCGGCUGACUAUCCCAGCCUGUCACAGGCUGGAAAGAAGCACCACGACCCUACACCCCAUCUUUCGUAUAUCCGCAAUUUGCAACAGCGACAACCUUCACGGACGGCCAUCGAGAGGUUUGGUGUGGGAUACCAGGAUUAUUUGCAGGCUCCUCUACAGCCGCUGACAGUCAACCUUGAGAGUAUCACAUACGAAGUAUUCGAAAAAGACCCCAUCAAAUACGAGUGGUAUGAAAAAGCAAUCUACAAAGCCCUGAGAGAUUGGGCGGACCAGAAAAAGCCCACGUCCCACCCAGAUGGAAAAGUGAUCGUCGCGGUUGUGGGGGCUGGCCGUGGCCCUCUGGUCACUCGCGCACUGAAAGCUAGCGCAGAAGCUGGUGUGGAAAUUGACAUGUGGGCUGUUGAGAAGAACCAAAACGCUUUUGUGUUGCUACAGCGACACAACGAUACAAUCUGGGGCGGAAAGGUCACCUUGGUACAGUCAGAUAUGCGAAGCUGGAAAGGGCCUCUGGUUCGACAGCAGCGGGCGCAGGCUACUAAGGAGCCUGUGGGCGAAUCCCUGGGCAUCGAGAGUUCGUUACUUCAUACCUCGAAGAAGAGCGAGAACGACCCAGGUCAUGAACCUGAAGUUGCCGAACCGGCUGUGUGUUACACUCAUGUUGAUAUCCUUGUCUCGGAGCUGCUGGGCUCUUUUGCGGACAACGAACUUUCUCCAGAGUGUCUGGAUGGUGUGAACGAUGUGAUCCACCCCGACCACGGCAUUUCCAUUCCAGCCUCGUAUUCCGCGCAUUUCACUCCAGUAUCCGCUCCCAAACUGCACGCAGAUGUUGUGAACCAGACAGUGUCUAACCCGGCGGCCCCGGAGACCCCAUAUGUCGUCAUGCUACACGCUAUUGACUUCCUCUCCACCGUCGAUACGCCUGCUAGCAAUGAAAGCUCCAACCCAGCAAACAGGGCCUCCACUCCAUCGGGAUCAUUCGCAACCACUGAAUUCCCAACCCCGCUUGUGCAGACUGCCUGGUCUUUCUCGCAUCCGAACCGACACCUUCCUCCUCAAUCCCGCAUGCAGUCAACUAUCUCCAAUGCCCACAAUGUGCGCCAAACCCGUCUCUCCUUCCCUUCCCAAUGCCGAGGUGUGUGUCACGGCUUGGCAGGCUACUUCGAAACAGUACUCUACGGUGACAUUGAGUUGUCUACCAACCCUGUGACCAUGGAAGCCAAGAGCGCAGACAUGAUCAGCUGGUUCCCCAUCUACUUCCCAUUGAAGACCCCACUCAGUGUUCCUGACAAUGGUGAGAUUGUCGUCACGAUGUACCGUCAAACCGAUGAUCGCAAGGUCUGGUAUGAGUGGAUGGUUGAGGUCUAUGCCCUUGAACGUCCAACUGCGUCUGCCCGAACGGUUCCCGUGAGUUACGCACAAGCUGGAUUGCCCAGCGUGGAAGCCGCCGCCAGACCGAACUCGCGUGCUGGUUGUCGGCGCGUGCGCGUGGGCAUGAGUGAUUUGCACUCCAGCAUCAAGGAUGGAUGCUUAAUGUGA